AGUUAUCAAUCAAAAUAUAGUCUAUUAUAUUAUAUUAUAUUGAACAUAUGGUUCCUUUAAGACUCAGGAUGGAAUCAAGCAUUCCUAACCCUACCUGCUAUACAUAUAUCAAUCAUCUCUUCUUUCAUAAUCCAUGUUUAUAAAUUUUCCAGUUCCACCCAAGUCCCCUUUAUUGAUUCAGUAGUCCUGGCUAAUUCUCUUCUCUUCAUGCCUGGACUCCUUUAGCACGCAAGUCAUGGCCAAGCUCUUCUCCUUCAGCUGUAUCGCAGGCGAAAAGCAACCGAAUCAAGCAGAAUUUGCUGAUCCAACAACAAGUCAGGGAGAAGAAAGUGAGAAGGUGAUCAAGAGAGGUAAUAGGAUUCAGAAACUGAUCAAGAGCUUAUCGUGCUUACUGGAAGAGGAGGAAGAAGAACAAGAGCAAGAGAUGGUGAUCGGGUUUCCGACCGACGUGAAGCAUGUGGGUCACAUAGGGUGGGAUGGAAGCAGCAACAACAUCGGUAGCAACAAUAACAACAACAACAUCAUGGACUUGAAGAGCAGCUGCAGGAUGAAUGGACAUGAGCUCCUUUCCCUCGACUCACUGUCACUGAAGCAGUUCGAGGCCGCCAUGGCCUCGAUCACGGUUGCGGCUCAUCUUCGAUGAGGUGUGUGGCUCAGUGAUCAUCUGUUCUUCUGAUUCUUCCUUGUACUUGCUGUUGCUCUUGCUCUGCUUUUAACAAUGGUGGGAGGAUGUUAGCUUGUUUUAGUAUAUCAAUAAGGCCUUGGAAAUCUACUCUUUCUAUUGAUUUGGAAGAGGAAGAAAAGAUUCAAGUGAGUUCAGUUUAAUUUGUGUUCUCAACUGUU
This is a messenger RNA of Zingiber officinale, 843 nucleotides long. Its product is annotated as CRIB domain-containing protein RIC7-like. The record is from RefSeq and is a predicted model, not a curated record. Bases 236 to 643 code for a protein of 135 amino acids. The transcript is spliced from 2 exons. Lineage: Eukaryota; Viridiplantae; Streptophyta; Magnoliopsida; Zingiberales; Zingiberaceae.